Molecule: messenger RNA, 3112 nt
Organism: Daldinia decipiens
Lineage: Eukaryota; Fungi; Ascomycota; Sordariomycetes; Xylariales; Hypoxylaceae
Product: P-loop containing nucleoside triphosphate hydrolase protein
Exons: 3
Coding region: 115-2955 (946 amino acids)
Molecular function (GO): RNA binding; ATP binding; RNA helicase activity
Source: RefSeq, a predicted model, not a curated record
ACCGAUAAAAAGGCUGAACGUCUCGCCAAGCUGGCAGCAUGGAAGAAGAAGCAGGAGGAGAAGGAGAAACAGAAAGAACCGACUCCAGGUGGAACUCGGAAGCUUCUUGCUGAGAUGGACGAAAAGGCUAACACUGUACCCUCCAAUACAACACCUGUAGGAGCUUCUCCGACGCCAAUAUCGCCUGCUGACACGCAGGUCCCUUCACCAGCAACCCCAUAUGCUGGUAAAUUUGAUCCCAAGGCUAUCGCUAAAAAGUCGGCUCCUAAAGCGCACCCUCCUGCCGCGCCUAAACUAGGUGUCGUUGCCGGUCAGCCGCCAUCCAUAAGCCUCAGUUCAACCGCACAGGUCUCAAGUGUAUCUGCUCUUCCACAAAGUAGGGCUAAAACGAGUGGCUUCGGUUUCCACAAGCAAAAUGCAGAAACUGAGAAAGUUGCUCAGAAGCGGAAGUUGAUACUGGAUGAAGAAGAGACAUCAGACAGAAAACUUGCUAAGCUACCCUCCCUACCCCUCGACGACGUAGAUGAUACACCCUAUGAAAAUCAGGACGAAGAGGAUGACGAUGAUACUGUUCCUUUCGCCGGGGAUGAAGAAGAAGAGGCCGCCGCCGCCCGAGCAGCUCAGGAGAGACGAGAGGAGCGUAUUGCGCAAGAGAAUGCGCAGCAGACGACGGAAAUGCAGGUUGAUCAAGGCGAGGAAGAAACAACUGCAGAAACGAAUGGUGUCACUCAGACUACCCAGCCAGAUGAUGUCAUGGAAGUUGACGAGGAUGAUGUUGAUCCUCUAGACGCCUUCAUGAAUGAUCUCGAGACCAAACCCGCUACUAAUCCACGUCCCAAAGCAAGCCUCAACCAGAGUAAAGAUUCGCAAGAGCCGGAAGCGUAUUUCAGCGACGAUGAGUAUGACUACCGAAAUGAGAAUGUGGACCCCGAUUCGUUCUUGGCCAUCGCGGCGAAAGCUCGUAAGAAGAAAGACAUCCCAUCUGUUGACUACAGCAAGCUUGACAUACAACCUGUUCGAAAAAAUUUCUGGGUUGAACCAUCUGAAUUAUCAGAGAUGACCGAUGCCGAAUUAGCAGACCUGCGCAUCGAACUAGACGGGAUUAAGGUAUCUGGAUUCGAAAAGCCCACGCCGAUUCAGAUGCAAGCGUUUCCUACAAUCAUGUCCGGUCGAGACGUCAUUGGCGUUGCGAAGACCGGAUCGGGAAAAACUUUAGCCUUCUUAUUACCUAUGUUCAGGCACAUCAAGGAUCAGCGACCUCUGAAGGAGAGCGAAGGUCCUAUUGGCUUGAUCAUGACUCCUACGCGUGAGUUAGCUACCCAAAUCUACCGAGAUUGCAAACCAUUCCUGAAGUCAAUGAACCUUCGAGGAGUCUGCGCAUACGGUGGCGCACCUAUCAAAGAUCACAUCGCCGAGUUGAAGAGAGGCGCAGAAAUUGUGGUUUGCACCCCAGGUCGUAUGAUUGAUCUGCUAGCAGCGAAUCAAGGUCGCGUGACUAACCUAAAGAGAGUUACGUAUGUCGUCCUUGACGAGGCAGACAGAAUGUUUGACAUGGGCUUCGAGCCCCAGGUAAUGAAGAUCUUCGCGAAUAUGCGACCAGACCGCCAGACAAUUCUCUUCUCGGCCACCAUGCCUCGUAUCAUGGAUGCGCUGGCCAAGAAGGUUCUAAACAAUCCUGUAGAAAUCACCGUAGGAGGGAAGAGCGUUGUCGCCCCUGAAAUCACCCAAGUCGUCGAAAUUCGAGAAGAAAAUACCAAAUUCGUUCGCCUGCUUGAGCUCUUGGGCGAGCUUUACGAUAGGGACGAGGAUGCUCGGGCGCUAAUAUUCGUGGAGCGCCAAGAGAAGGCGGACGACUUACUAAAGGAACUAUUGCGCAAAGGUUACCCUUGCAUGUCAAUUCACGGUGGGAAGGAUCAAAUAGAUAGGGACUCGACCAUUAUCGAUUUUAAAGCUGGAGUUAUUCCGGUCCUCAUCGCGACGUCCGUGGCAGCCCGCGGUCUCGAUGUUAAACAACUGAAACUAGUCGUCAAUUACGACGCCCCGAACCAUCUCGAAGAUUAUGUGCACCGUGCCGGCCGUACCGGGCGUGCCGGUAACAAAGGUACAGCAGUCACUUUUAUAACAAGAGAUCAAGAAAACUGCGCGCCAGGAAUCGCGAAGGCCCUAGAGCAAAGUGGACAGGAGGUGCCGCCAGAACUGGAAGAAAUGCGUAAAGCAUUUAGGGAUAAAGUCAAGUCUGGUAAAGCCAAAGAUCAAUCUGGCUUUGGCGGCAAAGGACUAGAGAGGCUUGAUCAGGAGAGAGAAGCAGCCCGGCUCAGAGAGCGAAAAUCCCAUCGGACAGAAGGCGACGAGGAGGAAGAAAAGAAAGAGGAGAAAGAUGGCGAGGACAAGAAGGGUGAUAAGGCUCUUUCGGCCAUUCAGACGGCCUCUUCGGGUAUUGUCUCUCGCGAUGCCGCUGCCCCGAAGAUUGAUCUCGAACCGAAAUUUACUAUCCACAAGAGGGAAGAUGCUGCACCGUCUGCAAGCGCCAGCAAUCCCUUGGACAAGGUAUCUUCUGCGAUCAAUGCCAUCAAUGCGCGUUUAGGUCGCGCGGGCCAGCUAAGACCGGGUCAACCAAUCGACAACAAAGGCCCAGACGCAGGUGCAUUCCAUGCAACUCUCGAAAUCAACGAUUUCCCACAGAAGGCCCGUUGGGCCGUCACCAAUAGAACGAACGUCGCCAAAAUUCUUGAGGCGACUGGAACGUCCAUUACCAACAAAGGAACAUUUUAUCGACCAGGCCAAGAGGUACCGCCCGACGGUGAACCUAAGCUUUACAUUCUAGUGGAAGGUGAUACCGAAUUAAUGGUAGCUAACGCCAUGGCCGAGCUCACCCGCUUACUCAAGGAGGGUACCAUCGCCGCCGCCGAUGCGGACAAUAGGGCUCCUAUCGGUGGUAGAUAUACCGUCACUUAGGGCUGUAGCGCUCAGGUGUCUUAAGGACAAGUUAAUGGAUAGUGAGACAGAGAAAAUAUCGUGAACUAGUAGAAUUGGCGUGCUCUAUUUACGAAGGGGGUUUGUUUGGCGUUUGGCAGGUCGGAGAACAAGGCGGACGUACACAGUUCAAAUCGAA